Mercenaria mercenaria is the source of this 7603-nucleotide messenger RNA. RefSeq names its product zinc finger Y-chromosomal protein 1-like. Gene Ontology annotation, cellular component: nucleus. The record is from RefSeq and is a predicted model, not a curated record. Gene Ontology annotation, molecular function: protein binding; RNA polymerase II cis-regulatory region sequence-specific DNA binding; DNA-binding transcription factor activity, RNA polymerase II-specific. NCBI's taxonomy places the organism in Eukaryota, Metazoa, Mollusca, Bivalvia, Venerida, Veneridae. Gene Ontology annotation, biological process: regulation of transcription by RNA polymerase II. The transcript has 4 exons. The coding region runs from base 328 to 3402 and encodes 1024 amino acids.
CAAAAUAAUUCGACGUUCAGAUUGUUUUAUAUUUGUGACUGGCAAUCUAAACGUCAAAACUUUAAAGGACCAAAAUAAUGGAGGAUGAAUCACAGUACACAGUCAUGUAAAAUUAUUGGUUUUAUCGCUUGUGCAUAUUGGCGUGUAUACAGGGUAAAUGUUAAUCGUGUACUGUACAUACACCAAGAAAUCACCAGAAAAUUCGUAAUUUUGGAUAUUGUUUGAUAAUUUUUACAUAAAUUAAUGAGGAAUUGAAUCCCCUUUUGAUACAUACUGUCAGACAUGCGGGAAACAUUACUAAUAGGGAUCAUGUUACUGUGAUUCAGAAUGAGUCAAUACUCGCUGGUAGAUGAUUCCUCUACGGCACUAGCCAUGUUGCCUCAGGAUGACCGGCCUACCAACCCUGCCAGUACCAGUACCAGUGCCAGUAUCCUUGAAAAGAAAACAGACUUCAACAUUCUAGAGAAACUCAAGUAUUUGAGAGAUAACAAAAAGUUCUGCGAUGUGAUUCUUGAAGUGAGGGGAGUUCAGUUUGUAGCCCAUAAGAAUGUCUUAGCCUCUUGGAGUCCUGUUCUCGGAUCAAAAUUGUACAGUGAUGAUCCAAAAGUGUAUAAAGAUCAUAUAAUAGUGUACUAUGAUAACAGUGAGGUGUUCUCAGAUCUACUUGACUUUAUGUACAAUGGUUAUGUUGCACCGAGAGAAACAAAUUUUCUACAGCUUCUCCAUUUAGCAGUUAGUUUUCAAAUCGAAACACUGAAAAAUUACUGUGAGGAAUUUCUAAGAUGCAAUCUCCACUUGGGAAAUUUUGUCAGUACAUAUUUUCUGAGCAGAAAGUUCAAACUGGAGACUUUAGAAGAAUAUAUUGUCGGAUUCUUGCAGCUAAACUUGUCUGAUGCUGUUAAGCAAGGAGAGUUCCUUUCACUGAAAGCGGAAAAAUUCAACACGUUUUUAUCAGAAGGUUGGAUGAAGAAGAUUAAACCAGAGAUUAAGUUGUUCCUGAUCAUAAGUUGGGUGGGAUAUGAUGUUCAGGAACGUGAAAAAUAUCUUGUAGUCCUUCUUGGGCAUAUUGACUGGUCCACUGUUGCCAACGAUUUUCUCUUGGAGAUCAACAGAACAGAGAAUUUCUUCACUACCCAUGAAUCUAGUCUCUAUUUACUGCUACAGACAUUGUUUAGUGCUGGAAUCCCAUUAGGUCCUUAUAAGGAAGUGUUUCCGCAGCUGAGACAAAAUCAUUCCGCCAUUUUGAAAGAAGUGGUACACACAAAUCUGUUGAAAGUUGACACCGAGCAGUUUAACCCAGUUACAAUAUCCGUUAAAUUUAGGCCUUUUCUGAAAGAUUCUGCUAUAAAUACUGACACCUCGCAGCUUCCAUGCAAUCUUAAAGAAACUGCAGUUAAUACAGAUGUAAACAGUCUCCACUUUGAAGAGUCUGAAAAAGAAGUUCAACCAGUUGAAGAACAGUCAACACUCAUUGAAGAACAACCUGUAGUCAGUGAAAGUAGUAAGUAUGAGCAAUUUGAAACAUUAGGAGAUUUUAUCGAAGCAGAGAUCCAUGAGAUAAACCAAAAGGAAAAAGAAAGACUAAUUUUAAAGGAGCACCAAGAAGAAAUUACUGAAACAUUAGUAGAUCUGAAGGAAGAAAAAACUCCAAAAAAAACUGACAAGAAAACCACAAGAAGGUCAAGUCGUCAGACAAGUAGAAAAAAAGCUACUGGAUUUUAUAAAGAUUUUAAUGAUGAAAAUGACUUUGAAAGUUCAGCUGUGAAAAGAGAUAGUGAAGAGUUUGAAGUAGAAGAAAGUUCUGAGAAAAUUGUUCAGAAAGUAGAAGCAGAAGUGUUUGAAGUAGAAACCAAAGCAAAGUUUGAAGAAGAAGAAAUUACCUCUGAAGAAUCAGAGGAGAGUUUAAGUGAAGAUGAUGAUGAAGAAAAUGAGGGGAAGAAGAAGAUAGAGAGGAGUAGGGUCAAAGGGAGACAAUCUGGGAGAGGUUUGAAAAGGGGAAAGAGAAAAAGAGCAUCAGAUGCAAAUGUUAAAGUCAUGGGAUGCAAAUACGAUGAUUGUGCGUAUAUGACAAAAUUCCCAACAAGAAUGGAGAAACAUAUAAAAACUGCACAUGAGGCUUCGUUUGAUCUGAGAUGUAAUCUGUGUCAAUUUGAAAGUAAAGAAGUGAGAAAAUAUAACAAACACAUGAAAGAACAUUUUCCAGGACCACCUUUCAACUGUGAUUAUCCAAGAUGUACAUACAGUUCAGAGAAGAUACAGCCAAUGUUAACACACAGGGCGGUGCAUUCUGAUGAAAGGCCAUAUACCUGUCACUGUGGUAUGAGAUUUAGAACCAACAACACACUCAUUGCCCAUAAGAAGGUUCAUUUAGGUAAGAAGGAGUAUACCUGUCCAGAUUGUGGAAUCUCAUUUGCCACGAAGAACACGCUAAGUCAGCAUAGUGUGAAGCACAGUGAUAUGCGGCCCUAUCUGUGUGAUCUGUGUGGAUUUUCUACCAAGUUUCAGUCACAUCUUAUUGCUCAUAAACGCAUACAUACAGGGGAAGUUUUCAAGUGCCAGUUCCCAAACUGUUCCUACUUCACUCCGAAACGAAGCCAGCUAAAGGCGCAUAUGCGUGCUCAUCUUGGUAUUCGCGCUCAUGUCUGUGAGGUAUGUGGGAAAACGUUCAUAGAACGAAGCCAUUUGGUCCGUCAUGAAAAACUUCAUACAGACAGCAGACUGCAGUGUGAAAAAUGUGAAUACUCAACAACAAGGAAAGAUAAAUUGAAAGAUCAUAUUAAAAAGCACCAUAGUGGUGCUGCAGCCCUAAAACCUGUAAAGAAAGCAAAAAUGAUCAGUACAAGUAAAUCAAAGAAGUCUGCUGCAAAUGAUAAUGAUAGUAUUAUUAAAGAGGACGAGAGUUUGGAGGUGAAUACGCCACUCAUGGUGAAAUGGGAUCAUGGUAGCUACUCGUUAGCUCAGGAUUCACAAGACUCGCCAAUUCAGGAAGGCGAUACAGAACCUCUGCUUAACACGGAAGGCGACUAUUGUGUUCUUAGAGAGCAAUUAGGAACUGGCGAACCUAUGCAACAAAUUUUAACAAUAGAUCAAAUUAAUGGGUCAAUUAGCGUUGCUAAGGCAUUAGACACGUCUAAUAUUGUGGUACAAGCUGCAAGUCCUAUCGUCAACAGCGAAGCUUCACUGCAAAAUCAAGCAGUGACUGUCAUUUCUUCUAGUGUUCCUUGCCUAAAUAUAGUGUCGAGUCCGGAUCAUAUUAAUUCAGUUGUGAAUGGUUCUAUAGUGUCGUCUGGAGCAGAAACAACAGAUCAAAAUUCACAGACUUACACAAUUAUACAAACACCUGCCGGGACAGCAACACAACAAGAAUAUGGGGGCCUCAGUGCAUUCAUGGCUUUGUUUUAGACACCAAUUUAAACCGAGUAGUACAUUUUCUUAGCGAAAUUAUUUUUAUUGAACAUACUUUAUUUAUAAGAGAAUGCAUUCUCAUAUCUAAUUUGAGCAUAAAAUGCUAUUAUAACAGACUGCUGAUAAUCAGAGGCUGUCCUUACUUCCUGUCAUUAACACUUUAAAGGUGGUCAAUCAGAUUUGAGCAUUUUAUGACAUUUUUCAGAUUUUGUAUGUUCUUUUUGAAAUUUACCUAAGGAACAAAACUUUAGACAUGUUACAUAGAGUUAGAUCCCUAUUGGAAAUGUGUAUUUUAUGAAAUUUUGAAAUUACCUCCCUUUAAUAUAAAAGUAUUUAAAGAGUAUACUAUUUCUAUUGAUUUCAAUAUAAUUUCUAGUUUUACAUUUUGUAUUUGAUAAAUAUUGGAAUAUUUCAAUAACUCGAAACAAAUGCAAGUUUUAAAACAGCAUGUAGCUUCGGAAUUCAUCUAUUUUCAAUCUGUCCUGGUUGCGCAACCAAGAUAGACAAUAAGUACUUAUAAACAUUAGUGCUUAUAUUCAUAUUCUAGCAUAAAACUGCUGUUCUUGUCACUUUUUGGGUGUGUUUUAACAAGAGAGAAAUCGUAUAUUAACAGAGAGAAUGAUGCACGCGCUCACAUGCUGUUAUAACACCUUUUUAGCUCGACUAUUCAUAGAAUAGUAGAGCUAUUGGACUCGCCCAUGCGUCGGCGUCCGCGUCCCGAUUUGGUUAAGUUUUGUAUGUAAGCUGGUAUCUCAGCAACCACAUGUGGGAAUGGAUUGAAACUUCACACACUUAUUCACUGUGAUAAACUGACUUACAUUGCACAGGUCCCAUAACUCUAUUCUGCUUUUUUACAAAAUUAUGCCCCUUUUUCGACUUAGAAAUUUUUGGUUAAGGUUUUGUAUGUAAGCUGGUAUCUCAGUAACCACUUGUGGGAAUGGAUUGAAACUUCACACACUUAUUCACUGUGAUAAACUGACUUACACUGCACAUGUCCCAUAACUCUAUUUUGCUUUUUUACAAAAUUAUGCCCCUUUUUCGACUUAGAAAUUUUUGGUUAAGGUUUUGUAUGUAAGCUGGUAUCUCAGUAACCACUUGUGGGAUGGAUUGAAACUUCACACACUUAUUCACUGUGAUAAACUGACUUACAUUGCACAGGUCCAUAACUCUAUUUUGCUUUUUUACAAAAUUAUGCCCCUUUUUCGACUUAGAAUUUUUUGGUUAAGGUUUUGUAUGUAAGCUGGUAUCUCAGUACUCACUAAUUGGAAUGGAUUGAAACUUCACACACUUGUUCACUGUCAUGAUCUGACAUGCACAAAGCAGGUUCCAUAACUCUAUUUUGCUUUUUUACAAAAUUAUGCCCCUUUUUCGACUUAGAAUUUUUUGGUUAAGGUUUUGUAUGUAAGCUGGUAUCUCAGUAUCCACUAAUGGGAAAGGAUUGAAACUUCACACACUUGUUCACUGUCAUGAUAUGACAUGCAGUGCAAAGGGUCAAUAACUCAACUUUGCAUUUUACAAAAUUAUGCACCUUUUUAAACUUAGGAGUUUUGGGUUAAAUUCUUAUAUGUAAGCUGGUAUCUCAGUACCCUCUAAUGGGAAUGGAUUGAAACUUCACACACUUGUCCACUGUCAUGAGCUGAUAAGCACUAUGCAGGUUCCAUAACCCUAUUUUGCUUUUUUUAAAUUAUGCCCCUUUUUCGACUUUCGUAUUCAUUCAGUCGACAAGGCUGUUGAAUAGUCGAGCGUUGCUGUCCUCCAACAGCUCUUGUUAUAUUAUAUUAUGCACGUUCUGUGGCAAAGCGAAAAUGUAUUAUGGCCCCAAAAUGGAUAAUUCAAAUGGAAAUGACAUCAAUGUGAAAAAACAACUCCAAAAUUCCUGCCCAUUUCAUGGAAAUUUAAUGACGUUGAGGGAUAAUGUAUUCAUUUAUUAGUUUUUUCGCAUUUUAUGCUAGAAUAGCGUUAGCGCAUGUUCAUUUCAUGUUAUAACAUCUUCAGAAUCCCGAAAGAUCAUUAUAACAUGAAAAAACAUGGGUUAUCCCUACAUUAUUUCUUAACCAAAAUAUGUUUAUUUAAUUUAUGCUAAAAUAAUGCUGUCUCGCAUAUUUUCUCACUUCGAGGUGAGAUAUAUUCAAUAUUCACGAAAAACAAACAAAUUUUUCUUUUUAUUUUAUGCUCAGUUACGUUGAGAUGUGCAUUUUGCAACAGUUUUUAAUCUCAGUGCAGGAAACAGACGCGCGUAAACAGAUAUGACGUCAGACAUGUGACGUUAGAAAGACGCACACAACAUAAAGUUCCAUUUUAUUUUAUAUUUUGCUGCAUAAUGUUAUGAAAUUCUCACUAAGUAAAAUAAUUUGAAUCGAGAAAUAUACUACAAGAACAAAGUGUGACUACAAUUUUCAUCCUGUUUUAAGCAAAUAAUAUAAAAUUCAUACACAGUGUAUGAGGGGGCGGAGCUAUACCUCUCACAGUGUGAAAAUAUUGAUUUCAUAUUUUUUCACUGUUAGUGAUGAGAUAUAAAAAUAUUUAACUGAUAGAAUACAGUAUUUCAUUAGUUAGCAUAAAAUAAAAUAAUCAGUUGGUUAAGUUUAGAACAAAUCCAUUAGUUGACAAAACAAUUUUGAAUGAAAAUUUCCCAAAUGACUGUUCUAUUUAUGGGAUUUUACUGUUUUUCAGUUGUUUUGCUACAUCAUAUUAAGAUUCCAUGUGUUUUUAGAUUAAGUAAAAAGCAGUAACUUAUUUUUGAACAAUUAUUAAAAUGCCAUUCCACAAAUUUUCUUAAAUUAUCUGUUUGUUGCAAUUUUUCCCACUUUAAAGAUACAGACAUUCUCAAAUUUAUGGAAAAGGGCAUGAAUUGUGUGUGUUUUAAAUCUUUCAUUAUCAGUUAUAAAUACAUUGUUCUGGUGUUAACAUUUUGAAAAUUCACUAAUUUAGAGAUGAUUGAGAGAAUUUUUUCUUUAUUAUGCUGAAAUUAUUGAAGAUAACGGAUGACAGUAUUUUAACCAGUACACUUUACAUUAAAUUUAUCAAUAAAAUUUAAAAUCUAAAAAUUGAAGCCCCCACAAAACAGCCAUUUUGGCCAGACCACAAAUUGUAGUGCCCAGAAGAUUAAAUUUUGGUAAAUACUUGCUUAUUCAGCUGUGUAAAAUACAACUAAAGCCUGCUAAACUACUAUUUGGUUCACACCAACAGAGGGAUUUUGCAAGAACAGUUUCCUUAUUUUGCAAGAACCAAGUAUAUCAUUGUAAGUGUAUCUUGAUAUGAUAUAUAAUUGUAUUUACGGGAACCUUCUGAAUGUUAAAGAAGUCUUGAAUCAAUUUAAUUUUACAGAUAAACUUGGAGAUCUUGUAAAAAUAGUUUGUCAAAGAAAUUUUGUCCCUUUUUCACAUUUACAGAUAACUUAGAUUAUAAGGAGAGAUGCAGUUUUAACCUCAUCAAGACUUAAGCCUAAGAUAUCUUAGUGAAUUGAAAACACCUUUGAUUUUCUUACUUCGCUUAGGUUCGAAGUAUAAGUCAGUUUCAAUCAAAUUUACAGUAUUAAAGUAUCAUGAUAAUUGAAUUUGCCCAAUAUCCUUGAUUUCUUUGUUAGAAUUUAUGAACAUUUCCUACUUCUGCUCAGAAACAGGUGUUGAAGAGUUAAAGGUAUUAAAAAGUUGUUCCAACCUUGUUUCCAUUACUGUUUUAUUAUGAACAUUCAUUUUUAGCUCACCUGUCACAAAGUGACAAGGUGAGCUUUUGUGAUCGCGCGGUGUCCGUCGUCCGUCCGUCCGUGCGUCCGUCCGUAAACUUUUGCUUGUGACCACUCUAGAGGUCACAUUUUUCAUGGGAUCUUUAUGAAAGUUGGUCAGAAUGUUCAUCUUGAUGAUAUCUAGGUCAAGUUCGAAACUGGGUCACGUGCCUUCAAAAACUAGGUCAGUAGGUCUAAAAAUACAAAAACCUUGUGACCUCUCUAGAGGCCAUAUAUUUCACAAGAUCUUCAUGAAAAUUGGUCAGAAUGUUCACCUUGAUGAUAUCUAGGUCAAGUUCGAAACUGGGUUACGUGCCAUCAAAAACUAGGUCAGUAGGUCUAAAAAUAGAAAAACCUUGUGACCUCUGUAGAGGCCAUAUAUUUCACAAGAUCUUCAUGAAAAUUGGUCAGAACCUUCAUCUUGAUGAUAUCUAGGUCAAGUUCGAAACUGGGUCACGUGCCAUCAAAAACUAG